This is a messenger RNA of Fraxinus pennsylvanica, 675 nucleotides long. The record is from the annotation of a GenBank genome assembly. NCBI's taxonomy places the organism in Eukaryota, Viridiplantae, Streptophyta, Magnoliopsida, Lamiales, Oleaceae.
AUGAAAGGGUCGACCGAGCAAUUCCAGCGCCAGAAGCCAACGCCGAGCUACAACUUAACUUUGAUAGGGUUCAGUUUAGAAGGGAAGGAGGACUCAAUUGAAAUGGAAAAAGUAUCAGGUUUUAGUAGAGUAGACGAGGAGAUUGAAUUACCUCCAGGAUUUCGAUUCCAUCCAACAGAUGAAGAGCUUAUAACUCAUUAUUUAUCUCCUAAGGUAAUUGACAGCAGUUUCAGUGCAAAAGCUAUUGGAGAAGUGGACUUAAACAAGUUCUUGUCUUGCAUUAUGGACUUCUGGCAAACAUCUGAUGGCCAAUUAUAUGUGGGUGUUUCUAUUGGUCUUGUUGUUGUUGGUGCUGUUGCAUACUUCUUAUUUUCCUCCAAGAAACCCAAAGUUUGCUUGGAUCCUGAGAAUUUUAAGGAGUUUAGGCUUGUGAAGAAAAUGCAACUCAGCCAUAAUGUGCGGUUGCAAGUUGAGUCACAAGCUAAUGCUAAGACAAAGAGCGAGAAAUUUCCACCAUCCCAUCAGGAUGGAUCAGUUGGAUACCCUAUGGAGGAUAUAUCAUCACGAAAUGGCCCUGUAUCUUUUGGUGCUUACGAUGCUUCUUUGAAUUCCUCAAUUUUUUUAUCCAAAAUCGUUCACAUGUUCGCCUAUCAUUGUAGCAUGAAUACAUCCUGA